This is a messenger RNA of Mycena citricolor, 2703 nucleotides long. NCBI's taxonomy places the organism in Eukaryota, Fungi, Basidiomycota, Agaricomycetes, Agaricales, Mycenaceae. The record is from the annotation of a GenBank genome assembly.
CUUAGAGUUUCCAGAGGUAAUGAGCUGCAGUGUAUGAGUGGACAGAGCGACUGUAUAGGAAUGGCGCGGUACGCACACCAUCCAUCCGGCCGUGGAAUGUGAGAAAUUUCCCACCCCGAUCGCGAAACGCGGUCAAGUUGCCAGAAAACGUAGCGACGCCCCCAGGAUUCACCGCAUCCAUGAGCCUGCCAUGCUCUGGUCCGUAGGUGCCAAAAUCGAAUGCUGUAUCAUUGAUCACAGCAAAUCGAAACCAAUCUCGAAGAGAACGAGGAACGGUCCCGCUGAGGACUAUCCGUGCGUAGCGCAUCUCCACCCCAGGGUCGACUCUCGGAUAGAUAAGCGUGCCGUUGUCGUAGAGCGGACUGUAGAUCUUGUGUAGCACCUCGACUUGCUCGGGAGAGAGACAGGUUACAUCUUCGGCUCGUGUGGAGCAAGCGAGUACAUCCGGACGGAAGAGGCAUGCAUCGGGCUCGGUGAUGAUCCCGUCACGAAUACCGUCUAGCAUGUCGCACUGAUGCAAGAUCUCUUCAGCGACAAGUUUCCAAUCCCGGGCGGACAGGAACGUAGGGGUCCCUGGGGCACCGAUGUAUCGACUAAGCAUGCCAGACCAGUGGAGGAGAUGAUUGAAGUCAGUGGCGGGUGCACCGGCCAGGAUUCCAUCAAAGUCCUCUGGGUACAUGAGGGCUUCCUGCGUUCCCUGUCGGCCGCCCGUCGAACAUCCUAGGUAGAAGGCUUUGCGGUGCGGCUGGCCGUAGUAUGCCUCGGUGAUCUGCUUCCCGACCACAGCCUCCACGUGGAUGGAGCGGUGAGCAAAGUCUUCGACGACCUCAGGGUUUAGGAAGAACGCCUCGCCGCUGUUGCCAUCGUGCCCGUUGUUUGAGCCGACGGCGGCGAAGUGGAGCGCAGAGCCAUAUGCGAGAUCUGCGAAGUGUAUACAUCCACCCAGCGCACCAUUCCCGACGCCCAGAAAGCGGCCAUGCCAUUCGUCAGGAAGCCAUGCCUCGGCGCGGAUCGACGAUCCUUCGCUUGUUUGGGUAACGAAUUGGACGCGACAGAGGGGUGUUGCUGUGCGCCCGGAGGAGUACGGACAGCUUUCGUGCGCCGGGAUGGUACUUCCUGCUGGGAGGAAAGAAGCCUCCACGACGGUAGUGUUCUCUACUCGAAGAGUGUCUUUCAGGGCAGCACAUCUGAGAUUUUGGGUGCUCGACAGCCAGCUUGCAGCAAGCGCAUUAUUGGCGAGGAAACGCGUGAGGGAUAGCACGGCAAGGCCAAGGUCCAUCAUGAUGAUAAUGUCGGUGAUGGUAUCAUGAUUACAGUGACAGGAUUGAUCGAUCCUCUUUCCUUGAGUCGGUUUUAUGUGCCCGCCUUUUGUUGGAAAUGCAGCGCUGAAUCUGUUCCAUCCAGACAAGUGACCGGGGAAGUCUCAGAUGCCAUGCUCUCAGGAAUCCAGACUCUCUAAAGCCAAUGUCGCAGAAUCAAUGCUUCGCGGAAUUGAUAAAAGUCCAUCUCCCGGAUUCAGGCCGAAGCGGCGGGCGAGGCAGAGCUUGUAGUGCUGCAAAUGCCGGUGACAGAUGGAAGCCGAGGGGCGAACGCGUUAGAUACGAAAAUAACAACUCCUGAACUUGGAGCAACAUGCCCGAGCACUUGGAGUCCCUAUUCAUUGCCGUCUCUGCUAGCAUUUCUAGAAGGCGGGCCAGCUUUCGCGCUACACCGUUUGAAGGUCGUCUCGCGUUACGGGUUGGCCCCAGGCUUCACUACCGGUGCUUUUGAUGAUGCCUCGUCUCUUCCGUCUCUACACAAGCUUGGCUCUUCCACACUGGCCAUCAAUCAUCAUCUCGGCCUGUCUCGAGGAUGUUUCACUGCAGCAUGGGAUCUAUCCCGCAGCCCUACGAGCACGGGACAGGAGCAGGGCCACUGAAGAACAAAAAAAGUCGAAAAGGGACGCGUAUAUGCUGCGAUGGUUUAAUCGGGAACUCAAUGAGACGAUAUCAUCGAGAAUGCACUCAAAUCUGAGCCGAGCUGAUUGGCCUGACUCGCCCAGAUCAUUUCAUUGGAAGAUUCAGGUCCUAGACCGUCGAGCAGCUAGCAGGCUGUGCUCGUUAGUCAGGCCUAUAUAACGCUCAAUGUGAGGAGAGCCCUCGGGGGUCACCAAUGCAUCGUGACCGAGACAUGUCACACGACACUUCUCUGCCUCCCACCACCAGCACUCAAGCGCCCUAUCCACCACUCUCGUUAACGACCAUCAUGCACGCUACUGCCCUCAUGUUCAUCUCCCUCCUCGGUCUCGCUCAGGCGCAUCCCGUCCGAAGAGCCUUGACUGACCCGCAAGUCCUCAACUUUGCCCUGACGCUAGAACACCUCGAGUCCGCCUUCUACGAUCAAGUCCUCUCUCGUUUCUCGCCCGCCGACUUCUCUUCUGCUGGAUUUCCAGACUGGGCACGUGGGCGAUUCAAGCAGAUUCAAGCGCACGAGGCCUCUCAUGUCACCUUCCUCACCACUGCUCUGACGGCUGCUGGUGCUAAAGCAGUCGAUAGCUGCCAGUACAACUUCGGUAUCACCGAUGUUUCUUCUGCGGUGGCUGUAAGCGCUAGUCUUGAGGCGGUGGGAUCUGCUGCGUACACUGGCGCAGCUCAGUACAUCAACGAUAAGAACUAUCUCACCGCCGCCGCGAGCAUCCUUGGAACCGAGACGCGACACGCCGGU